Molecule: messenger RNA, 4455 nt
Organism: Coregonus clupeaformis (lake whitefish)
Lineage: Eukaryota; Metazoa; Chordata; Actinopteri; Salmoniformes; Salmonidae
Product: probable cyclin-dependent serine/threonine-protein kinase DDB_G0292550
Exons: 5
Coding region: 1-4455 (1484 amino acids)
Source: RefSeq, a predicted model, not a curated record
AUGUGGGUGUGUCAGGCGUGUUCGGAGACAUGCAAUUGUGACAGGGAGCUCACAAGCUGCUGCAACCACAACCACAGAUGCUCCAACUGCAACCACAAAUGGAGUCACAACAACCACAGUUUCUCCCACAACAACAACAGCUGCUGCCUCCACAACCACAGAUGCUCCAACUACAACCAAAAAUGGAGUCACAACAACCACAGUUUCUCCCACAACAACCACAGCUGCUGCCACCACAACCACAGAAGCCACCACGGUCACUACAGCUGGCAUCACAACUACCACAGUUGCUCCCUCAACAACCACAGCUGCUCCAACUACAACCACAACUACGUCCAUGACGACCACCACAGCUCCUGCCAUGACAAUGACAGCUGCAGCUGCUGCAGCAGCCACCACAACCACAGUUGCUGCCACAACAACCACAGCUCCUGCCAUGACAACGACAGCUGCAGCUGCUGCAGCAGCCACCACAACCACAGUUGCUGCAAAAACAACCACAGGUGCUCCAUCUACAACCACAGCUGCUGCCACUUCAAUCACAGCAGCUGCCCCCACAACUACAGUUUCUCCAACUACAACCACAAAUAUCGCCACAACAACCACAGCUGCCACCACAACGACCACAGCUGCUCUAACUACAAACACAGCUGCUCCAACUACAACUACAGUUGUCCCCACGACAACCACAGCUGGUGCCACAACAACCACAGCAGCUGCCCCCACAACCACACCUGCUCCCUCUACAACCACAACUGCUGCCACAACAACCAUACCUGCUGCCACUACUACCACAGCUGCUCCAACUACAACCACAGCUGCUCCAACUACAACCACAGUUGUCCCCACGACAACCACAGCUGGUGCCACAACAACCACAUCAGCUGCCCCCACAACCACAGCUGCUCCAACUACAACCACAGCUGCUUCCUCUACAACUACAGCUGCUGCCACCACUACCACACCUGCCGCCACGGUCACUACAGCUGGCAUCACAACUACCACAGUUGCUCCCUCAACAACCACAGCUGCUCCAACUACAACCACAACUACGUCCAUGACGACCACCACAGCUCCUGCCAUGACAAUGACAGCUGCAGCUGCUGCAGCAGCCACCACAACCACAGUUGCUGCCACAACAACCACAGGUGCUCCAACUACAACCACAGCUGCUGCCACUUCAACCACAGCAGCUGCCCCCACAACUACAGUUGCUCCAACUACAACCACAAAUAUCGCCAAAACAACAAUAGCUGCCACCACAACAACCACAGCUGCUCCAUCUACAAACACAGCUACUACCACAACAACAACUUCUCCAACAACAACAGCUGCUGCCACCACAACCACAGAUGCUCCAACUACAACCAAAAAUGGAGUCACAACAACCGCAGUUUCUCCCACAACAACCACAGCUGCUCCAACUACAACCACAACUACGUCCAUGACGACCACCACAGCUCCUGCCAUGACAACGACAGCUGCAACUGCUGCAGCAGCCACCACAACCACAGUUGCUGCCACAACAACCACAGGUGCUCCAACUACAACCACAACUGCUGCCACUUCAACCACAGCAGCUGCCCCCACAACUACAGUUGCUCCAACUACAACCACAAAUAUCGCCACAACAACAAUAGCUGCCACCACAACAACCACAGCUGCUCCAUCUACAAACACAGCUACUACCACAACAACAACUUCUCCCACAACAACAACAGCUGCUGCCACCACAACCACAGAUGCUCCAACUACAACCAAAAAUGGAGUCACAACAACCACAGUUUCUCCCACAACAACCACAGCUGCUGCCACCACAACCACAGCUGCCGCCACGGUCACUACAGCUGGCAUCACAACUACCACAGUUGCUCAAACUACAACCACAACUACGUCCAUGACGACCACCACAGCUCCUGCCAUGACAACGACAGCUGCAACUGCUGCAGCAGCCACCACAACCACAGUUGCUGCAAAAACAACCACAGGUGCUCCAUCUACAACCACAGCUGCUGCCACUUCAACCACAGCAGCUGCCCCCACAACUACAGUUUCUCCAACUACAACCACAAAUAUCGCCACAACAACCACAGCUGCCACCACAACGACCACAGCUGCUCUAACUACAAACACAGCUGCUCCAACUACAACUACAGUUGUCCCCACGACAACCACAGCUGGUGCCACAACAACCACAGCAGCUGCCCCCACAACCACAGCUGCUCCCUCUACAACCACAACUGCUGCCACAACAACCAUACCUGCUGCCACUACUACCACAGCUGCUCCAACUACAACCACAGCUGCUCCAACUACAACCACAGUUGUCCCCACGACAACCACAGCUGGUGCCACAACAACCACAUCAGCUGCCCCCACAACCACAGCUGCUCCAACUACAACCACAGCUGCUUCCUCUACAACUACAGCUGCUGCCACCACUACCACACCUGCCGCCACGGUCACUACAGCUGGCAUCACAACUACCACAGUUGCUCCCUCAACAACCACAGCUGCUCCAACUACAACCACAACUAUGUCCAUGACGACCACCACAGCUCCUGCCAUGACAACGACAGCUGCAACUGCUGCAGCAGCUACCACAACCACAGUUUCUGCCACAACAACCACAGGUGUUCCAACUACAACCACAGCUGCUGCCACUUCAACCACAGCAGCUGCCCCCACAACUACAGUUGCUCCAACUACAACCACAAAUAUUGCCACAACAACCACAGCUGCCACCACAAUGACCACAGCUGCUCUAACUACAAAAACAGCUACUGCGACAACAACAACUCCAACUACAACCACAGCUGCUCCAACGACAACCACAAUAACGUCCAUGACAACCACCAAAGCUCCUGCCAUGACAACGACAACUGCAACUUCUGCAGCAGCCACCACAACCACAGUUGCUGUCACAACAACCACAGGUGCUCCAACUACAACCACAGCUGCUGCCACAACGACCACAGCUGCUCUAACUACAAACACAGCUGCUCCAACUACAACUACAGUUGUCCCCACGACAACCACAACUGCUGCCACAACAACCAUACCUGCUGCCACUACUACCACAGCUGCUCCAACUACAACCACAGCUGCUCCAACUACAACCACAGUUGUCCCCACGACAACCACAGCUGGUGCCACAACAACCACAUCAGCUGCCCCCACAACCACAGCUGCUCCAACUACAACCACAGCUGCUGCUACGACUUCCACAGCUGCUGCUACAACAAUGACAGCUUCUCAAAUUACAACCACAGCUGUUCCCAUGACAACCACAGCUGCUGCCACCACAACCACAGCAGCUGCCCCCACAACCACACCUGCUUCAACUACAACCAUAAAUAUUGCCACAACAACAACAGCUUCUGCCACAAAAACGACAGAUGCUCCAACUACAACCACAGCUGCUCCUAUAAUAUCCAUAUCUUCUGCCACGACAACCACAGCUUCACCAACUACAACCACAGCUGCUCCAACUACAACCACAGUUGUCCCCACGACAACCACAGCUGGUGCCACAACAACCACAGCAGCUGCUCCCACAACCACAACUGCUCCCUCUACAACCACAACUGCUGCCACAACAACCAUACCUGCUGCCACUACUACCACAGCUGCUCCAACUACAACCACAGCUGCUCCAACUACAACCACAGUUGUCCCCACGACAACCACAGUUGCUCCCUCAACAACCACAGGUGCUCCAACUACAACCACAACUACGUCCAUGAUGACCACCACAGCUCCUGCCAUGACAACGACAGCUGCAACUGCUGCAGCAGCCACCACAACCACAGUUUCUGCCACAACAACCACAGGUGCACCAACUACAACCACAAAUAUUGCCACAACAACCACAGCUGCCACUACAACGACCACACCUGCUCUAACUACAAACACAGCUACUGCGACAACAACAACUCCAACGACAACCACAAUAACGUCCAUGACAACCACCAAAGCUCCUUCCAUGACAACGACAACUGCAACUUCUGCAGCAGCCACCACAACCACAGUUGCUGCCACAACAACCACAGGUGCUGCCACCACAACCACAGCAGCUGUCCCCACAACCACAGCUGCUUCAACUACAACCAUAAAUAUCGCCACAACAACAACAGCUUCUGCCACAAAAACGACAAAUGCUCCAACUACAACUACAGCUGCUGCCACCACAACCACCACAGCUGGCAUAACAACUACCACAGUUGCUGCCACAACGACCACAGCUGCUUUGACUACAACCACAGCUGUACCAACCACAACUACAGCUGCAGCCACGACAACCAUAGCUGCUCCAACUACAACAACUGCAGCAGCCACGACAUCCACAGCUGCUGCCACAACAACCACAGCUGCUUCCACUACAUCCACAGCUGCUGCUACGACAAUCACAGCUGCUUCUGCUACAACCACAACGAUGACAACGACAGCUGCUGA